AUGUGGACGCCGUCGCGCGGGAGCAACGCCCGGCGCAGCGGCCACUGCCGCAUCGCGGACUACCUGACGGACGACCAGACCACCACCACCGCCACCGACGCCUCCGACAACGAGUCCUACACUACCGCCUAUGGGGAGGAGUUCUUCUUCGCCGCCGCCUCCGCCGGGAGCGCCGGCGGCGGCGGCAUGCUGCCGGCAUUCCUCGCGGACCAGGGGGACCUGGUGGAGGUCAUGCUGGAGCUGGACGAGGAGUCCAUGGUGGUGCGUAGCGUCACGCCCACCAGCGCCGCGCUCUACGGCGCCGCCUCCCUCCCGGCGCCGCCGCUGCCCGCGGGGUUCGGGGUGUCGCCGUCGCCGCGCCGCGCGCCGUCGGAGGGCGGCGCCGGCCGCCUGAGCCGGUGCUCGUCGACCUCGUCGCGGAUACGGAAGAAGUUCGCGUGGCUGCGGUCGCCGUCGCCCUCCCAGUCCCCGUACCGCCCCACCCCCGCCGAGCUGCAGCGGGAGGCCGCCAUGGCGGCGCGCGAGCGGCGGCGGGAGCAGGCGCAGCUCAACCGCUCCCGCGCCGGCGCCAGGCGCGCGCUCAAGGGCCUCCGCUUCAUCAGCCGCACCACGGGCUCCGUCCAGGCCGCCGAGCUCUGGCGCCGCGUCGAGGAGCGCUUCAACGACCUCGCCCGCGAAGGGCUGCUCUCCCGCGACGACUUCGGCGAAUGCAUCGGAAUGGUGGACUCCAAGGAGUUCGCGGUGGGCAUCUUCGACGCGCUGGCGCGGCGGCGGCGGCAGAACCUGGAGCGGAUCACCAAGGAGGAGCUCUACGACUUCUGGCUCCAGAUCUCCGAUCAGAGCUUCGACGCGCGGCUCCAGAUCUUCUUCGACAUGGUGGACACCAACGUGGACGGGAGGAUAACGAGGGAGGAAGUACAGGAGCUGAUCGUGCUCAGUGCGUCGGCCAACAAGCUGGCAAAGCUCAAGGAGCAGGCGGAGGAGUACGCGGCGCUCAUCAUGGAGGAGCUCGACCCGGAGAACCUUAGCUACAUUGAGCUGUGGCAGCUCGAGGCGCUGCUGCUCCAGCGCGACACCUACAUGAACUACAGCCGCCCGCUGAGCACGGCCAGCGGAGCUCAGUGGAGCCAGAACCUCGGCGUCGGCGGCGGCACGCUGACGGUACCAGGAGGCGGAGGUGGAGGAGACGGCGGCGGCGGCGGCCGCGGCGCCGACGGCGAUCACCCGCGCGAGCGUCGCCGGAUGAGGUGGGGCGUGCGGAAGGCGGCGGCGCGGGUGCGCGUGGCGGCGGAGGAGAACUGGCGCCGCGCCUGGGUGCUGGUGCUGUGGUUCGCGGCCAUGGCGGCGCUGUUCGUGUGGAAGUUCGUGCAGUACCGGCGCACGGCGGCGUUCCAGGUGAUGGGGUACUGCCUCCCCACGGCCAAGGGCGCCGCGGAGACGCUCAAGCUCAACAUGGCGCUCGUGCUCCUCCCCGUCUGCCGCAACACGCUCACGUGGCUGCGCUCCUCCUGGGCCCGCUUCUUCGUCCCCUUCGACGACAACAUCACCUUCCACAAGAUGAUCGCGACGGCGAUCGUGGUGGGGAUCACGCUGCACGCGGGGAACCACCUGGCGUGCGACUUCCCGCGGGUGAUCGCGGCGAGCCCGGAGGAGUACUCGCUGGUGGCCGGCGCGUUCGGCGCGGACAAGCCCACGUACGCGGGGCUCCUGUCGGGCACCGAGGGCGUCACGGGCGUGGCCAUGGUGGUGCUCAUGACCGUCUCCUUCACGCUGGCCACGCACCCGUUCCGCAAGGGCGAGCCCAAGCAGGGCGGCGCGGGCGCCGUGACGUCGCGGCUUCCGGCGCCGCUGAACCGGCUCACCGGCUUCAACGCCUUCUGGUACUCGCACCACCUCCUCGGCAUCGUGUACGCGCUCCUGCUCGUCCACGGCUACUUCCUCUUCCUCGUCCGGAGGUGGUACGAGAAGACGACAUGGAUGUACAUUUCUGUCCCACUGGUGUUCUACGUUGGUGAAAGGAUGCUUAGAGCCUUGAGGUCAAAUGCUUAUACCGUAAAAAUUGUCAAGGUGUGUCUUCUACCUGGAAAUGUAUUGACCAUAACAAUGUCAAAGCCCUACGGAUUUCGGUACAGAAGUGGACAGUACAUAUUUCUUCAAUGUCCAAUGAUUUCUCCAUUUGAAUGGCACCCUUUCUCCAUCACUUCGGCACCUGGAGAUGACUACCUCAGUGUUCACAUCCGAACAAAUGGAGAUUGGACACAAGAGCUCAAGUGCAUAUUUGUGGACAACUACUUCUCACCACAUCUUAACAGAAGAGCUUCAUUCAGCGAGCUAGGUGCGGCAGAACCAAGAAGCUUGCCAAAAUUACUUGUAGAUGGUCCAUAUGGUGCCCCUGCACAGGAUUUUAGAAACUACGAUGUUCUACUUCUUGUCGGCCUCGGAAUCGGGGCAACACCAUUCAUAAGCAUUCUAAGGGAUCUGCUUAAUAACAUUAAGAUAGCUGACGAAUUGAUGGACUUGGCAAUGGAGACUAGCAGGUCUGAAGACAGCGCCAACAGCUUUAGUGUCUCAACAGCUAGCAGCAACCGGAAGAGAGCAUACAGAACAAGCCGUGCACAUUUUUACUGGGUCACCCGAGAAGCCGGAUCAUUUGAAUGGUUCAAAGGGGUGAUGAAUGAGGUUGCAGAAAUGGACAAGAAGGGUGUCAUAGAGCUGCACAAUUACCUCACAAGUGUUUACGAGGAACGCGAUGCGCGGACAACUCUGCUGUCCAUGGUGCAGGCUCUGAACCAUGCCAAGCACGGCGUCGACAUCGUAUCAGGAACCAGGGUGAGGACACAUUUCGCCAGACCCAAUUGGAAGGAAGUCUUCACCAGGAUCGCCUCCAAGCAUCCGAAUUCAACAGUUGGUGUGUUCUACUGCGGCGCACCGACGCUUGCCAAAGAGCUGAAGACUCUGUCGCACGAGAUGAACCACAAGACGGGCACUCGCUUCCAUUUCCACAAGGAGUACUUUUGA
Miscanthus lutarioriparius is the source of this 3018-nucleotide messenger RNA. The record is from the annotation of a GenBank genome assembly. Lineage: Eukaryota; Viridiplantae; Streptophyta; Magnoliopsida; Poales; Poaceae.